AUGGCCCCUUUUGCUCUUGUUACUACUUCUAUACUUGAUACCCGUGGUGACAAGACCCCGGAUACCACGGAUAACGCUGUGAUAUGGAUAGUGGUCUCCAUCGUUGCCGGCACUAUUGGUGUCGUGACAGCCCUUACUACACUCGUCGUCUGCUACACCAAGCGUCAUCAAUACAAAAAGGCAAAGGCAAGAGACCCGUAUCUGAGCCGCGAAGAGUUCAGCAGGAAGAGAAAGUUGAGCGCAAAUGACUUGUUCAAAGAGGAGGAGACUUGGAGGGGGCAUAUGAUCCGCAAGUCUCUCGCCAGCCGGUCAACGAAUACCAUCGACCAGCAGCCACAGCAGCAUCAACCAGAACCGCAACGGCAGCAACAACCUCAAGAACUGGAACAUGUGCCAGGAUCAGACCAGCAGCAGCAACUGCUAUCUCCCGCAGCGCUCUCAACAGCAGCGACCAUCAAUCAGAUCGACCAGCAGAUUUCCGAGAUGGAGCGAAAAGAAUCCACGAGGCUGAAGGAAGACUGGAAGAGGUGGGAAGCCCAGGUUCGACAUGAACGGUCUGCUUCAGGGGAACAGCAUCCAGCCAUAGCGGCAUCCAACAGUGUACCUAUCAUCGCUGUCCCUACGCCGCCAAAGCAUCGAUCCCACAACCGAGUAUCGUUCCCAGAGUUGCGCCCAGAGCCGCUGAGGCCCCCGCCAAGAAAUCCUGCCCGGUGUCAGCCGAGUAAUGGUGGAUGA
This is a messenger RNA of Podospora anserina S mat+, 735 nucleotides long. RefSeq lists its product as uncharacterized. Lineage: Eukaryota; Fungi; Ascomycota; Sordariomycetes; Sordariales; Podosporaceae. Bases 1 to 735 code for a protein of 244 amino acids. The transcript has a single exon. The record is from RefSeq and is a predicted model, not a curated record.